AACACUGAGAGAAAUGUCAAACUUUGUCAACCCAAGCCCAAGCUGCGUUUGUUUCAAUAAAGAAUAAAACUACUUUUAUAAAUAAAAGUUUUAAAACACAACGAAAAAUGGCUGAUAAGCCGCCAGAAGAAGGGUACAUAUCAGUAGUUGAUGAUGAACCGGAAAUAUUUGAGCUGCUAAAGUGGGAUACAUCGCAAACACACAAACAACAUGAGACAAACACUUUGGAAAAAGCAAAAACUCCGGAGAAAAAACUUCCCAAGGCGAAAGAGGAUGUCGAUCCGUUUGAUUUGACUGAUCCCGCGUUUAUUGAAACUUAUCGUCUCUCUAAAGAUUUAGCGCGCGGACUCUGCGAGGAGCUAAAACCCGUUAUGCCGGAUUCUACCAAGUCUAUAGAGUUUUCUGUAGAAUGCAAAGUUAUGGCAGCUCUUACAUUCUAUGCAUCAGGAAAAUAUCAAAAGUCAGUGGCUGGGAAGACAGACCCGAGUAUUACUCAGUACUUUGUAUCCACAGCUGUGAUGCAAGUCACAGAGGCUAUGAACCAUCCGUCCAUUGUGAAGAAAUACAUCCACUUUCCGCAUCUCAGAAAUGAGAGAGAUAUUAUUAAGACCAAUUUCUACAUAAAGUAUGGAAUGCCAAAUGUAGUUGGCUGUGUAGACUGCACUCAUGUUCCAAUCUCCCGACCCGAGGAUGACCACAAGAAGCACUUUAAUAAGUCUUUCCACUCUAAGAAGGUGCAGAUUAUCUGUGAUAGUAAUUUAAACAUAAUAAGCGUUGAAGGUAAACUUGGAGGGUCAUACUCACACGACGCCAUUUUAAACCAGCAUGCAGUCAGAAUAGACUUGGAGAGUUUGAAUAAUUCCGGAGAACAGUGCUGGCUUGUUGGUAGUCCUCAUUAUUCUCAAAAGCCAUACCUCAUGACGCCUAUUCCUAAAAUCACAAAAAAAUCCCCCGUGUCUCCGGAGAAGUAUUACACAAAUGUCCACAGUCAGACACACCAAGUUGUGACAGAUACCAUCAAACAUUUAAAAUCAAGAUGGAAAUGUCUUCAAGCAACAUGCAAUAAACAAUUUGACCCACAAACUGUUACUAAAUUGAUCGUCGCUUGCAGUAUAUUACAUAAUAUAGCAAAUAAAAGAGGAUUACCAGUUGUCCCGAUGACUCAAGCUGAAGAAAGACUGGAAGCUAUGAAACAGAAGGUUGCAAACACACCGAUAUCAAGGAAACGUGUGGAAGAUCCAAUCGGAGUGCAAGCUAGAGCUAUGUUAGUCGAUAGAUUGUGGAAUGAAAGAAGGAUAGCUCCGGAAACUUGUACAAAUGGACCGAAGAAACGACAGAAGAAGGAUAAAGUGGAACAGAUGCCGGUGAUGGCACAUCCACAAAUGAUGCAGAUGCAUGAAGAUCCGAGCAAACGACCGAGGAUUGUGAUGAAUAAUCCAAGUUAUGGCUUUGGAAUGGCUUCCGGAUGGGGACACUACCCUCAACAUUAGUAGUGACCAAUAAGGGUCUGUUUACACUGGGGUAAGAAAGCAGAAUUUAAUUGCAAAUAAAUUUACAAUAUUUAUAAUGGUUUAAUUUUAAAUUUAAGUAUAAAUUUCAAUAUUGUUUGUAAUAAAUAUGCUCUGGUCUAACCUCCAGUGUGAAUGGAUCCUUACAGGGUAGACAGAAUUAGAAAUUCAUACACUGAUGUAUUUUAAUCAAGUUGAUUUAGUAAUCUUACUAAUAAUAUAAAUGCGAAAGUUUAGAUGGAUGGAUGGAUGUUAGAGUUUGUAGCAUAAACGGCUGA
Messenger RNA from Papilio polytes (common Mormon), 1786 nucleotides. RefSeq names its product putative nuclease HARBI1. Lineage: Eukaryota; Metazoa; Arthropoda; Insecta; Lepidoptera; Papilionidae. Bases 108 to 1490 code for a protein of 460 amino acids. The transcript is spliced from 5 exons. The record is from RefSeq and is a predicted model, not a curated record.